AUGCAUAAGGUUCAGCUGAAUGGGAAACUCAGAGAUUUAAGGAUGGGAGUUGUAGAUGCACAGCUUGUGCAUGAUGCACUUUGGUCACUUCCAUCAACCUUCAGCCAACUGAGAUCUACCUAUAAUGCUCUAGAGGUCAAGUGGACUAUUAAUAAGCUAAUUUCAGUAUGUGUGGAUGAGGAGAAUACAAUCCGUGGAGAGGCUCAACCUGCAACUGCAGUAAAUCUUAUGGAGAAGCCUAAGUGGAAAAAGAAGAAUAAGAACAAGGCUAAGCAGACCACCAAUUUUAAGCCGAGCUUGCAUCAUCUUCAUGUUUGGGGAUGCAAAGCUGAAGCUAAAAUUCCUGAUCAAUUAAGAGAAAAAUUGGACCCUAAAACAGUUAGCUGCUACAGGUUUUAUGCACCUCAUAAUUCAACUAGAAUUAUAGAAACCAGUAAUGCCAAAUUUCGGGAUGAAGCUUACAGUACUUCAAAUUUUAGAGAUUUGUCUUCAGAAUUUGUUGAACUAGUUGAACCUGAGGCUACAGUUAAUAGAAUGCCUUUAAAUGCAGACACUACCAUGACUGAUGCUUUUGUUCAAAAUCAAAAUAACAAUAAUAAUGCAGCUGCUGAGUUUCCUGAACCUCAAAAUAAUGUUGCUGAAGAAAUUCAGCAACCUGUAGCGCAACCUAUGCAGCCUGAACCUCAAAAUUUAGGUCCUCAGAAUUCCCAGCCUCAAAAUUUAGGGCAGCCUCAAAACAUAGAGCAACCUCCAUUAAGAAGAUCAUAA
Messenger RNA from Fragaria vesca subsp. vesca, 768 nucleotides. RefSeq lists its product as uncharacterized. The record is from RefSeq and is a predicted model, not a curated record. The coding region runs from base 1 to 768 and encodes 255 amino acids. The transcript has 3 exons. NCBI's taxonomy places the organism in Eukaryota, Viridiplantae, Streptophyta, Magnoliopsida, Rosales, Rosaceae.